GCUAGUCAACUCGUACCUAAGUCAACUCGUACCUUCGGUCAACUCGUACCCGAUUUGGUCAACUCGUACUCGACUUUUGGUCAACUCGUACCCCCACUAGUCAACUCGUACCCGAAUUGGUCAAUUCGUACCCUCCAAAAAAUUAUUUAUAUAUAUAUCAAAGACGUGAAAUAUGUUUUUGUAUAUGUUUUAGAUAAAUAAAGGUUUAAAAAAAAAUUGUUUCAAAAGUAGACUAGUUCAUUAUUUUUCACACGUGUAUAAUUAUAAAGGACGUGUUUGUCGGCGUUUUGUUUGAUAAAAUGUUGACUAAUAACACCUUUAUGACAAUAGGACAGUCGGCGAUUUAUUAAACAAUUUGUUUGUCGUGCAUCUAAAAUGACACGCGCGGUAGUUGUCGGCAUUUUCUUUGAUGAAAUGUUUGAUUGUAAACACCGCCUGAUGACUUAACCAAUUAACGGUAUGAUCCACUUUGAAGUUAAAGGAGUAUGUUUUCUCACUUUUAUAUGAGUAAAUCCCCAAAUUACUAUAUAAAGGCUUUGCAGAUUGGCUUUAAUCAUUAAUAUCUUGAAACUAAAUACGGACUCUGUGUUUCGUGUCUUGGACUUAAUUUCAUUUAUUGUUUAUCGUGGAUUAUAAUUUAAAAGUGUUUUGUUUAAUUAAUCUGCUUCAUCAUGGAUGAGGGAGAUGGGGACUGUGUUUGUGUUGUGUGUGGACAUAUUGUUUCAGAUGAGUGCAAGGCCAUUAUGUGCGAUGAAUGCGACAGAUGGCAACACAGACACUGUCAAACUGGUGUCACACUUAGCCAGUACAACAGAAUGGUUAAAGGCAUCAUCGAACUCUCGUUUGUUUGUGUGCCAUGUAGAGAACGGCCAUCGGUGGAGGUCAUGGAAGUGUAUGUCCGUGACGACAGUAUCUCAGAAUCCGAGUCAGAUCAUGAGUCCGUGCCCGAGCCUGGCCAAGAAACAGAGUCUGAUAUGGACACUUCUGUGCACGUGACCGUGGUGCGUGUGUCCGAUGUUCCGAUGAACACUUCUGUGCGCGUGAUCGAGGUGCCUGUGUCCGCUGUUCCCAUGGAGACCAAUGACGACAGGUCUUUCCGUGCUGAAGCUCCGUUCGAGGAGCCAGGAGACGAUCUUGAACACUACCGAGAGGGCAACCUCACCUCCACAGGUCUGCUGAAGGCGUUCAGCUGCCUGUACAAGCCAUCUGUGAGUGUCACAGACGCCGAAGAUUAA
This is a messenger RNA of Dreissena polymorpha, 1235 nucleotides long. RefSeq lists its product as uncharacterized. The record is from RefSeq and is a predicted model, not a curated record. The transcript has 3 exons. NCBI's taxonomy places the organism in Eukaryota, Metazoa, Mollusca, Bivalvia, Myida, Dreissenidae. The coding region runs from base 672 to 1235 and encodes 187 amino acids.